This is a messenger RNA of Zychaea mexicana, 725 nucleotides long. RefSeq lists its product as uncharacterized. The coding region runs from base 174 to 593 and encodes 139 amino acids. NCBI's taxonomy places the organism in Eukaryota, Fungi, Mucoromycota, Mucoromycetes, Mucorales, Lichtheimiaceae. The transcript is spliced from 2 exons. The record is from RefSeq and is a predicted model, not a curated record.
AUUUUACCCUUUUAUGGAUAUUCCUGCACCACCCCCCUUUUAUGCAUAACAACUCAUAUAUAUAUAUAAAACACACAUGUCCCCCCUAACACCCUUCAAAGAACACAGCAUAAGCGUUCCGCUCCUUUCCACAAGGCAAUUCAGCUUUUCCAGGAUUUUGUUUCUAUUUUUAUAUGUCUUUCCCAGUUUUUCUCUCUCUCUCUCUCUCUCUCUCUCUCUCUCUCUCUUUCUUCUUUAAAGUCUUUUUCUUAUUAAAACAGUUCAACAAGUUCUGCUAUGGCCACAAGCACAUUAUUCCUGUCCUAUAUGUACAUGACUUAUAUACAUUUGCAAAAGUGCGUUAUAGCAGGUAUCUCGGUGUUAUCGCAAAACGUAGCGUAUAUACCCUAUCCGUGUGCGGUGUUAAUUGUCAAGAGAGAACAUACCCAAGAAUGGCAUAUCGUUUGUGGCUUUCCUUUUGGUGCGCCAGCAAUCCGAGAUCUUGUAAUAGGUGUCACCAAGUAAUCCCAUUUCGGAAAACGCGAGAUAAGGACCAAGAUAAACCCGUAUCACUCUUGACUACUACUACUACAGCUUAUUAUUGUUAUUAUUGACUACCACUGUUUUGUUUGUUUGAUACAGGUGAUACGCUUCAUAUGAUGCAGCGUUGUGUGUAAAUGACACCAUCAUCAACCGUUUGCGCUCUGAGAACCAUGUUGACUGCUUUAUUCAGCCUUUUAGUAAUA